Messenger RNA from Brachypodium distachyon (stiff brome), 634 nucleotides. RefSeq names its product photosystem II 10 kDa polypeptide, chloroplastic. Gene Ontology annotation, cellular component: thylakoid membrane; photosystem II; photosystem II oxygen evolving complex. Gene Ontology annotation, biological process: photosynthesis. NCBI's taxonomy places the organism in Eukaryota, Viridiplantae, Streptophyta, Magnoliopsida, Poales, Poaceae. The coding region runs from base 73 to 492 and encodes 139 amino acids. The record is from RefSeq and is a predicted model, not a curated record. The transcript is spliced from 5 exons.
GCACAUGAUUUAGCAAAGAAAAUAAAGACUGACAGCAAAAGGAAGAGCGAGAGCGAGCUUACUGUCAUACGCAUGGCGGCCUCAGUCAUGGCUUCUACGGCUUUGAAACCAUCUCCAUCUCCAUUUAUCGGGCAGCCGCGGCUCCGAGCCAUCCAGCCUUCAGCAAGAUCACCAUCUUUCAGAGUAAUGUCCAAAAAGGCAAAGAAGGUCCAGACUUCUCAGCCUUUCGGGCCUGGGGGAGGAUUGGAAUUGAAAGACGGUGUUGAUGCAUCGGGAAGGCCAGCCAAGGGGAAAGGUGUCUACCAAUUUGCCAGCAAGUACGGAGCAAAUGUUGAUGGGUACAGCCCAAUAUAUAACCCAGAAGAAUGGUCUCCAAGUGGUGACUUCUAUGCUGGAGGAAAGACGGGGUUGUUGCUCUGGGCAGUCACUUUGGCUGGAAUUCUGCUGGGUGGUGCACUUCUUAUCUACAAUACUAGUUCUUUGGCUUCUUAAAUCCUAGGAGCAACAAACCUAAGCAUGUAGCAUACAAGGAUUACACAAUCUAAAAUAGAUAUUCGCUCACCUAUGUUCCUAGACUAAUUACCAUAUGUGAAUAAAAAUCCAUAAGUAAUUAAUGUUCUUAUUUGUUGUGCAA